Molecule: messenger RNA, 756 nt
Organism: Linnemannia hyalina
Lineage: Eukaryota; Fungi; Mortierellomycota; Mortierellomycetes; Mortierellales; Mortierellaceae
Source: the annotation of a GenBank genome assembly
AUGUCGACCGUAGACUGCGACGAGCCUAUACCUACAUCAACAACCCCAACAACAACGACAGUGACGAUGCCGACCUGUUCAGAACAACAGUCGCAAGAACCCUCAAUCCGAUGCACAGGACCAUACCAAGUCUCUUCCUCUUUCUGGUUAAGUCCCGUUGCACUCUCCGAUACCGCAGAAGUCUAUCGGAUCCUCAAUAUCGACAACAGCAUUCACAACGGACUCCACUCGGACAAGAUGCGCUUCCCCUUCUCUGAAGAAGCAGCUCGUUAUUUCACGGCGAGACAUUUGAGAAUCCGGGAAGAGAAGGGGAUCUGUCACGCGUGGGCGAUUAGGACUGAGGUGGAAGGGCCUAUGAUUGGGUUGUUUGCGCUGAAUCCGUUUGAUCAUGGUGAUAUGGGUCCGUGUUAUUGUGGCAAGGAGCCUAUUGCCAAAGCAGAGCCGGUCCAUGAGAUUGACGAUGGAAAGGAGGAGGAGGAAGAGGGUGUUUUGAGCUGUGGCGGAAUAGGGUACUGGUUGUCUCCUGAGCAGGCCGGCAAGGGUGUCAUGACGGAGGUAAUCAAAUUUGCACUGACCAGGAUGGCGAGACAGGAGUUUGGAUUCGAUCGAGUUCAUGGGGAGGCCUGGACGGAUAACGUGGGCAGUCGGAGGGUGAUGGAGCGGGCAGGGAUGCGUCCUGCGGUUGGUGUGCCUGUCUUUGUGGCCAAGUUUGAUGCCGUAAAGGAUAUCGCGCACUAUAUCUAUGACACCGAUUAA